Molecule: messenger RNA, 2942 nt
Organism: Phycodurus eques (leafy seadragon)
Lineage: Eukaryota; Metazoa; Chordata; Actinopteri; Syngnathiformes; Syngnathidae
Exons: 13
Coding region: 193-2403 (736 amino acids)
Molecular function (GO): guanyl-nucleotide exchange factor activity; protein binding
Source: RefSeq, a predicted model, not a curated record
UGUCCUCAUGGUGAGGGGUUAAUACUCGGCACUUAACUCUAUUUAAAAGCAUUUCCUACGAUCACUUGGACGGUGCCACGGAUGUCGGCGUAUACGACCGUUGAAUACGGAUUCCAUUCGUCAUCGACAAACUUUUGAUGUAGUUUUGCUGCGAUGAAUUCCAUAGGAAGAUGGGAGUAGACACUGGACAUCAUGAGUUCAUCACAGCGAGGGCGAACGGAAGAUACCUCCACUUACACACAACGGCCACCCUUUGCUGAGCAGCAGGUGUUAAUGGCUGCAGCAAAGUAUCAGAUGAGAGGUUUUCAACAUCACGGCUCGGCCCCUCAGAUUUCAGUGACCCAGAGCACUCCGGAUAUGAACAGAAGGCUGCUCUUGUUGCCGGGCAACCAGCUGCAGAUCCCCAUUGAGCGAGCCCACGUCAAUUCCAUCAAGGCGCACUCGGGCGAGGAACAUCAGAAGUUGAUGAAUCUCGUCCAUCGCGGCCAGCGUGGGCGCAUGGAGGACCAGUGCUGCUCCUUGGAUCCCUGCCAGAGUGCCCCCUGCACCCCGAGACUCUCUGACAGGAAGCCCCUUACUGAUACAUCCAACAAAGAUUCUGACGCAUUCUUCGACUUGUUGGCCAACACUCAGAGCCGACGGCUGGACGACCAACGAGUGUCUCUGCCGUCGUUACCCGGAUUAGACAAAAAGGAGCCGGAGCCAUCGAUGGGCGUAGAUUCCAACUACUUGUGCUACAUGGUCUCCAAAGUCCAGGGGAGCAGAAUGGAAGACCAAAGGUGCUCCUUACCUCAAAUCCAGCGUGCGGAGCCGGCACGGCAGGAUGACGACGGUUCCGGCAUUCCACGCUCGGCCUCCUUCAGCCCCGGUUCAGACAUAGAAAGCCCCAAGAGCCAAGCUAAGACAUCCCCAAAAAAGGCGUUGAGUCCAACUGAGCAGAAGCAAUUGCUCACCUUUAUGUCUCACGCGCAGCGAGGGCGCAUGGAAGAGCAGCGAUGUGUCCUAAACGUUAGCCCCCGGGCUACUCCCCAACACGAGCCCGCAGGCCCAGAUUCUGACAAGUUCUUCAACAUGCUGGCCAACUCACAAGGCAAACGUCUCGAUGACCAGCGAGUGUCGCUUCCAUCUUUGCCGGGGAUCCAAAAUGGAGGCGCAUCCCAACCUUCCAAUGCAGACGCAAGCUAUCUGUGUUACAUGAUCUCCAAAGUCCAGGGCUCCAGGUUUGAUGAUCAGAGAUGCGCUGCGCCUCAUGUCCUCCAGAAUUUGGGCACCCCGGCCCCCCGGCGCAAAGUCUCGCCCGCUUCAGAGUCAUCUGAAAAAACUCCAAGGAGGUCCGGCUCCCUAAACCGAGACAGAAGUAACUCUCAACAGCAGAUCUCUCCAGCUGAGCAGCAGCAAUUCCUAAAAAUGAUGACUCACACUCAGAGAGGACGCAUGGAGGCGCAGCGCUGCACUUUGCAGCAAAGCAGAAGCACGCCCACGACCCCCACGCGCAGCCCAAAUGAAGCUCCCGCGGGUAGCAAAACAAACCACACGGCCACACGGGGGUCAUCGUGUAUGUGGUCUUUCUCUAAGAUGGGAGUCUUUGGUGCAGGUCCGGAAGCGGACGAGCUCUUCCGCAUGGUGGCCUGCACUCAGGGCCGCAGGCUGGACGACCAGAGGGUCGCUCUGCCAUCCUUACCGGGGAUCAGCAGGACGACGGAGGGAAAACGCAACGGGAGUCAUCCAAAAGCUGCAAUUCCGAUGAGUGCACCACAAGUCAGUGUGGCUGAACGCACACCAUCUGGAAGACAAAGACUUAAAGCACCUGCUUCUCAGGCCCAAAUGGCGACGGCACCAUCGGGCUGCAGCCUGCCAAAAUCUGCAUCCUUCAACUGCGAGAGAGAACACCAGAGGUCCCUUGAUUCCGCAGCUCAGGUGACUGUAAAGGUGUCAAUGAGCUUCACACCACAGAUGGGACAUAAGAAUUUCAACCAGCCCUGCACGUUCCCGGAGGUCUUCCUCACUCUUGGCGCUCCGGGAGAAAAUCUCAUGAUCCCUCUGAGCUCAAGGCCCGGGAGACCCGUAACCUUGAACCUGAACCUCAUCCUCAAGGAGGACUGCAAGUCUCCGAGCUGCGCCAGCCCCAGGAAACCCCGCUCCAGGCCGUCGUCGCCCCAGCCCAAAGCGGCCAGGAAGGCGCAUCCGGUUAAUUUUGGCCCUCCAGAACAGGGGGCGUCUGCGCCCAGCCCCAUCAACCCGCAGGAAGACUGCUUUUCUCUGAUCGAGAAGGUUCACACUGCGCACCUGCAAAUGGGAGUGACUCAAGGGGGGCAGAAACAAAAAGGGGACCCAGUUAAAGGGAGGGGAAAUGGAAAAAGGGGUGCGACGAAAGAUAGGAAGGAUGGUGGUAAUAAACACUAGGCGGUAUGUAAUCUGAGGAAAAUAAUUUGUUGGAUCAUAGUAAUUACUUUGUGUUUUAUCCAUCCAUUUUCUAUAGCUCUUCGUUGGGUGAGCAGGAGCCUAUCCCUGCUGACCUUGGGCCUCGUACAUCCUGCACUGGUCGCCAGAUAGUCGCAGGGCACGUAGAGACAAACACCUGUGGACAAUUUCGUUUUUAACGAACCUAACGUGUAUUUCUUUUGUUUGUUUUUUUUGAAUGUGUGAUAAAGCCAUAGGGGCAUGCAAGCUCCACACAGGAGCGCCUGAGAUUCGAACCCAGAACCUCUCAGCUGUGAGGCAGAUGUGAUAACCACUCCUUCGAUGUGCUGCCCACUGUAUUCUACUUACAUCAACUCAUCCUAAUUACAAUCACUUCUUUUCUCGUCAUUUAGUACUAACAAUAUACUUUUAACUGGAAAAAAAAUACCGCACUUUCCACUCCUCUGCAUCAUCAAUUGAUGCAAAAGUUGUUUUUUUUGUAUUAACCUACCAUACGGUUGACAGUCAACUAUAAAUAAACU